Messenger RNA from Colletotrichum chrysophilum, 1485 nucleotides. RefSeq lists its product as uncharacterized. The transcript has 2 exons. Bases 1 to 1485 code for a protein of 494 amino acids. The record is from RefSeq and is a predicted model, not a curated record. Gene Ontology annotation, molecular function: oxidoreductase activity, acting on paired donors, with incorporation or reduction of molecular oxygen; iron ion binding; heme binding. Lineage: Eukaryota; Fungi; Ascomycota; Sordariomycetes; Glomerellales; Glomerellaceae.
AUGUUUCUGCUACUCGUGCUUCCCGCACUUGUCCUCUGGUGUACGGUCGGCGCACCGAUAACAAGCUACCUCGCCGACCGGAAGGGUCUCAGAAAGUUCCCUAGCCCAGGAUUUGCCGGCAUCUCAUGCUUGUGGCGUAUCUUCUACUGCUUCAAAUACCAGCACUUCGCGGCGGGGCACCAAGCACACAAGACGCUGGGCACGCAUGUCCGCAUUGCUCCCAACUACGUCUCCAUCUCAGACCCUCGCGCUGUCUAUGACAUUUACGGCCACGGGGCCAACUUUCUCAAAGACGCUUGGUACGAUGGAGGGGCCGGAGCGUUCCCCCAUAUGGCCGACGAGAGAAUCAAGACUGAGCAUCAGAGAAAGCGGAAGUUACUUGCCCACGUCUUCGCCCAAAAGUCCUUGUCGGAACAAGAGCCCGUCAUUGCUGAGACGAUCCGCAUAUUAAUGACACAACUCAUCAUCUUUGCAUACGGUGAGAGACCAGUCAACAUGCGCCGAUAUUUCAACUACUUCACUAUUGAUGCUUUUUCAACGAUGCUCUAUGGCGAAUCAUUAAAUUGCUUGAAGCGCGGUAGCGACCUGGUCAACGCCGAAACAUCCGAGGGGGAGGUCUACCAAGCCCCUUUUAUUCAGUCUUUGCUAGACGCCACUCACAUCAACACAGUCCUUGGGAUGGAAGCUGGUCUACUGUCCUUGACCAAGAAGUUUUUUUCCUGGCAUCCGUACAAGAAGGCUGGCGCGGACUUCGAUAAUAUCAUCCGGCACUGCACCAAGGCGCGGUUCACAUCCAAAGAGACGAAAGGGGAUAUCUUCCAAAAGCUGAUAGUGAAAAACAACGGCGAACCGGUCAACCUUCCCUUUGGCGAGCUUUUUGCCGAAUGCUCUGUCAUGAUGAACGCUGUUACGGAGACAACCACUGCUUCUCUCACAAACUCCUUGUACCUCAUCUACACCCAUCCAGAUGUGGUCCAACAGCUCCGGAAAGAACUAGAUCCUGUCAUUCCGAGGAAUACCGUACCAGCAUACGACUCCGUCGGCCAGCUGCCGUUUCUGAGAGCCUGUGUUGAGGAAUCUCUUCGCGUUCGACCUGCGACUUCUAUGGGGUUGCCCAGGGUUGUCCCGGAAGGUGGUCGGAUGAUCGCAGUGCGGUUUGUGACCGAGGGCGUCACUGUGUCAGUUCCGACCUACACCCUGUUGCGCAAUGUUGAGACUUUCGAGGACGCCGAGACGUACCGACCUCAGCGCUGGAUUGACGGCGACAAGAACAAAAUGCUCAAGGUCCACUUACCAUUCAGCACAGGACCUCGGGCAUGUAUUGGCAGAAACAUUGCCUACUUUGAGCAGCUAAUGCUCAUCUCAACCUUGGUACGAAACUUUGAUUUUGAGUUGGCUUCGCCGGGCCAAGAGUUCAGGACUCUGGAGCGGUUCAACUCCAACCCAGAUGAACUCUUCUUUCGAUGUAGACUUCGCGAUCUCUAG